UCCCGAUUUUUUUGGGCCUUUCCCCUCAGGCCGGGCUCCAUGGCAGAGCAGGAGAGGCCACGGCGGCUCCUGAGGUUGGUCCAGGAGGGAAACCUGGAUGUGCUACGGGAUGAGCUGAGGCUGGAUGAGAUUCCAGAGGCUCCCAGCUGGCGUUGGGGACGUUUGGGGGACUCCCUGCUGCACCAUGCAGCUCGCUCAGGACACCGGGAUGUGCUGGAAUUCCUGGUCCAGGAGCUGGGGAUGGACAUGGAGGUGGCCAAUGGGGACUACAAGAGGCCCAUCCAUGAGGCUGCUUCCAUGGGACACCAGGGAUGUGUGGCCUUCCUGCUGGAGAGAGGGGCGAGCGUGGACUGCUUGAAAAAGGGUGACUGGACCCCCCUGAUGAUGGCUUGCACCAGAAAAAACUUGGAAGUGAUCAAAACUCUGGUGGAGCACGGAGCCAACCCCUUGCUGAGGAACAAGGAUGGCUGGAAUUGUUUCCACAUUGCCAGCAGGGAGGGACAUCCUGAGGUGCUCCAGUACCUGCUGGAUGUGUCCCCAAACUGCUGGGACACCGAGAGCACCACGGGGAGAACUCCUCUGCACACAGCAGCACUGCACGGCUGUUCCCAGGUUGUGGAGCUGCUCCUGGAACGGUGCCAGUACAAAGCUGACAGCAGAGACAGCUGUGGGGUCACUCCCUUCAUGGAUGCCCUCCAGAAUGGGCACGUUGGCAUUGCCCAGCUCCUCCUGGAGAAACACCAGGCCUGUCCCACAGCUGUGGAUGCCCUGGGUGCUCAGGCCCUGCACAGGGCAGCUGUGACAGCCCAGGAUGGCUCCAUCCAGUUCCUGGUGUCCCAGCUGGGUGUGGAUGUCAACGGGAGAGCAACAUCCCUGCAGCUGCCAGCCCUGCACUAUGCAGCCAAGGAAGGACAUGGUCACACCAUCCACACCCUGCUGGCCCUCGGUGCUGAUCUCCAGGCUAAGGAUGCCAAGGGCCGUUCUGCCCUGCACGUGGCCAGCUCUGGGCAGAGAGUGGAGGCAGCUCAGAUCCUGCUCCAGGCUGGGCUCCAGGACACUCCAGAUGUGACAGGAACGCUGGCACAGCAGCUGGCCAGGAGCCCAGAGCUCAUCCAGAUGUUCCAGAGCUCAUCCAGAUGUUCCAGGGAGCACAGGGCAGCAGGGCUGCAGCUCCCUGAACCAGAACCAUCCAAGGGAAAUUCCACUUUUCCUGGCAAUUCCCAAUGGAGAAGAUUCACCUGGAUUAUUGAUUUUCCAGCUCUUCAUGGACUAAUCCCUUAAUUUUUUUUAAUUUCUGACCUCUUUGGACAGAGACUCUGGAAGCUGCAUCAGCUUUAAAUCCUUUUUGUUGCUGAUCCCAAAACCUGCAGGAAUUUAUAGUGAGGGGUGGUUUAUUUUAUUUAUUCCAUUUUAUUCCAUAUUGGAAUGCUGGGCAUUCCAAUGAUGAACUUUAAAUCCCAAAUAAUCUGCUCUUGGAAACCUGGAAUGUUGGAAUUAUGAAUUCCAAGAAAAAUUAUGUGAGACUGAGAGAAAACAGCAUUUGGGGAAUGUUCCCAAAUAUCCAAAACUCCUUAAAAACAUGGAAACACAAAGUGCAUUAUUCUGAGGGUCAGAAAAAUGAACAUGGAUUGCAAAAUUCA
This is a messenger RNA of Catharus ustulatus (Swainson's thrush), 1640 nucleotides long. RefSeq names its product ankyrin repeat domain 16 (gene ANKRD16). The transcript has 8 exons. Bases 40 to 1281 code for a protein of 413 amino acids. Gene Ontology annotation, molecular function: protein binding. The record is from RefSeq and is a predicted model, not a curated record. Lineage: Eukaryota; Metazoa; Chordata; Aves; Passeriformes; Turdidae.